GAAAUGUGGAACCAAAAAAACAUGUAGUUCUAAAUGUUUUCCUGGAAUACAAGCUUGGCUGAAUUUUAGCUCCAAAGAUUCCUUUAAGAUUUUUAAAUCAAUGUUCUACAAAAGUUCUACAUCAUGAAAAGAGAUUCAUUGAUUAAAAUCAUAAUUUAAUCGAGCAGUAUUUCCGUGCUUCGGGAAAUGAAGGCAAUAGAAAUUGCGAAUGCCAAUAAAAAGAGAUAAUGGGGCAACUUACCAAUGCUCCAAAAUGCGCUACAAAUGCCAAUGCCUUCGAUAUAGCGAACAGUUUCGAGAAAGAGGAUAUACCACUGAAGAUAAAUGACAGCUUGGCAGACAGAAAAAGGAAAGAACAUUUACGGCUGUAUGUUAUAGCAUUAUGCAUUACAUCAGUGAUUCUUUCGUUAGUUCUAUGUAUACUCGCAUUUAUUUUUGCGAGUUUAAGGCAUAGCCCAGCUACUUUUGCUUUUGCAGCUGAUUGUGUGCUCGAUCUGCUAUCCUCUUUUAUUGUAAUAUGGAGGUAUUUUGGCUCUCCCUACAGAUUAGGUUCUUAUUCCAGAGAAUACAAGGCUUGCAUUAGCUUAGGAGUUUUAUUUAUAGUUGCUGGAGUUGGAGUAAUCAUAGAAGGAAUUUAUUUCUUAUUUGCGAAAGAUAUUCCAAAAUGGUAUUCCGUUCUCAUCAUAUUAGCAGCUGUUGGAAGCUUUGUAUGCUUUUUGGUGGGAUUUGCCAAAUAUGUUUUAGGCAGAAAACUGAACAGCGAAGCUCUAUACUUAGAUGCUUUGAAUUCCAUUUUAAGUGGCUUAUUUGCCCUUGUGAUAAUAAUUAGUGAUGUUGUGUAUCUGAAGAACAAAACUAUGUGGUAUCUAGAUCCAUUGCUGAGUAUUGUUUUGUCCGUUGGAAUGCUAGCUUUGGGUUUCCGAACUAUUAUAAUGCAGUGCAGGCAUGGAGAAUACGAUCCUGCUGAGACGUGAACAUAUUUCUACAAACGAUGUAUCUUUAUUUAAAAUGUCUAGAUUGCUUUCAUGAUGUCAGUUUGUAUACAAAGUAUGCAGAUUGUUAUGAAGACAUUAAUCCUAUGGAUUGAUAUUUAUGAUAAAGGAUGGCAUGUAUUACCUCACAGAUAAUACGUGUUUAGGAUAUAUAGUUGUACUAUGCAAUUGAUUAUAAUUUCAUUAAGGUGUAUAUUUGAAUCUAAAAAUGAUUAAUAAAAAUAUUGUCUGAAUA
Messenger RNA from Argiope bruennichi, 1227 nucleotides. RefSeq names its product transmembrane protein 163-like. Gene Ontology annotation, biological process: transmembrane transport; monoatomic cation transport. Gene Ontology annotation, cellular component: membrane. The transcript is spliced from 9 exons. The record is from RefSeq and is a predicted model, not a curated record. NCBI's taxonomy places the organism in Eukaryota, Metazoa, Arthropoda, Arachnida, Araneae, Araneidae. Gene Ontology annotation, molecular function: monoatomic cation transmembrane transporter activity. Bases 228 to 974 code for a protein of 248 amino acids.